AUGUCCACAGCUAUGAAACAACUGCUCGCAACCCUGGCACUGCUUCUCCUUAUUCCUGCCGCAGCCACGGCCCAAGACUUCGAAUCGCUCUUUAACGGUACCGACCUCUCCGGCUGGGCGGGCAAGCCAGAGUUCUGGUCCGUGAAAGACGGAGCCAUCUUCGGUCAAACGACUGAGGAAAACCCGACCGAGGGUAACACCUUUCUAGUCUGGCAAGGUGGUGAAGUCGGCGACUUCGUGUUCAAAACAAAGGUCCGCUUCUCAGGUAACAACUCGGGAGUUCAAUACCGCAGCGAAUUAGUCGGCGAACCUGAAAACUUCGUCGUGAAAGGCUAUCAGGCAGAUCUGCAUCCGAGUCCCGAUUACUUCGGAAUGCUGUAUGCAGAGAAAUGGCGCGGGAUCGUUGCUCAACGUUUUCAGCGAGUCGUCGUCGGCGCCGAUGGUGAACCCAAGGUUGUUGGGGAGGUGGGCGAUAAGAAUCAGCAACUGGUCGAUAAAGAAUGGAACGAGCUAACCAUCACCGCGGUAGGCAACCGGCUUAUUCAUCAGGUCAAUGGCGUGACGACGAUGGACCUGACCGACAACCACCCGGAAGCAAAACAGAAAGGCAUUCUCGCGCUGCAGCUCCAUGCUGGAGACCCGAUGACCGUCGAGUUCAAAGAUAUCGAACUGCGACAUCUCGAGGGCAAAGAUGCAGAAGCCACACUUGACGCAGUGACGGAAAAAGCCGGCAACAAAGCCACGCCCGUCGAUCGCAUCAAAGCCGCCAAAGGAUUCAAAGUCGAACUGCUUUACUCGGUGCCCGGCGAUGAGCAGGGCUCCUGGGUCAAUCUCUGUACCGACAACAAGGGCCGACUGCUCGUCAGUGACCAGUUCGGUGGAAUGUAUCGCAUUACGCCGCCCCCGGUCGGAGAGGUUUUGGAUGCGAGCGAUAUUCAACCGGUGCCCGCCGACAUUCGCGCAGUGAACGGAAUGGUUUGGGCCUUCGAUGCCUUGUAUGUGGGCGUCAAUGAUUACGAGAAGAAAAUUCCCUCCGGACUGUACCGCCUCACCGACAGCGACGGAGAUGAUCAGCUCGACAAGGUCGAAUUGUUGAGGGAAAUGGACGCGCGCGGGGACCACGGAGUUCACGCAGUUGUGCCGAGCCCCGAUGGCAAGUCGUUGUUCCUGAUCACGGGCAACAAUGCCAGGCUGACCGAGCUGGCCGAGACAUCUCAAGUCCCUCAGGUGUGGGGCGAAGAUCAUCUGCUGCCGAGUUUCCCCGACGGGCGAGGCCACAACCGUGGGGUGCUAGCCCCGGGUGGAAUCAUCUACCGCGUCGAUCCGGAAGGCAAAAACUUCGAAGCCUACGCCAAUGGGUUUCGCAAUGUUUUCGAUGCGGCUUUUAAUCACGAUGGCGAACUAUUCACGUUCGACGCUGAUAUGGAGUACGACUUCAAUACUCCCUGGUAUCGACCAACUCGAAUCUGUCACGUCACCAGUGGAGCUGAAUUCGGCUGGCGGAACGGAGCCGGGAAGCGGCCGACGUUCUAUGCCGACAAUGUGCCCGGCAUCCUCGACAUCGGCCCGGGCUCGCCGACCGGUGCGACCUUUGGCUACGGUGCAAAGUUCCCGGCCAAGUAUCAGAACGCGUUUUACGCGCUCGACUGGAGCUGGGGCAAACUCUACGCGAUUCAUCUAGAGCCAGAUGGUUCGACCUACAAGGGAACCAAAGAAGAAUUCGUCACAGGCGCACCCUUGCCCAUCACCGACGCCAUCAUCCAUCCGGACGAUGGUGCCAUGUACUUCACGAUCGGUGGACGCCGAGUGCAGUCAGGUCUCUAUCGCGUGACCUACGUCGGCGAUGAAUCGACGGCGCCGGUUGAAGCGGUUGUCAACGAGAGCGAAGCCCGAGCAACACGCCACGCGUUAGAAGCGUUUCACGGUCACCAAGACCCGGCCGCCAUCGAAGCCGCCUGGCCGUACUUGGCAGAUCCCGACCGCUUCAUCCGCUGGGCGGCACGCAUAGCAAUCGAACAUCAGCCCGUGGAGACCUGGGCCGACAAAGCAUUGACCGAAUCCAAUCCCGAGAUUCAGGUCGAAGCGUUGCUGGCUCUGGCCAGGGUUACCGGUGUCUGCCCGUUGCACCGCGCCGAGGCCACCCCGCCGGUUGAUACAGAGAUGCGCGACAAACUGUUGGCUGCCAUCCUCGCCAUCGACUUACCCAGUUUGGACUUGCGAAGCCAGCUCACGCUGCAACGUACGCUGCAGAUCGUUCUCACCCGCUUCGGACGACCGGACGAUGCAACCAUCCAGAGUCUGAUUACGGCGCUCGAUCCGCUCUUCCCGUCUGAUUCGGCCGAAUUGAAUUGGCUGCUCUGCGAGACACUCGCUUGGGCGCAGUCGCCCACCGUCGCCGAUAAGGCACUAGCACUGAUUGAGUCCGCCCCAACUCAAGAAGAGCAGGUGCAGUACGCCCGGUCGAUCCGCAUGCUGACAUCCGGCUGGACGGACGAACUGCACAUGGCGUACUUCGAUUGGUUCCUCAAGGCCGCGAACUACCGCGGCGGGGCGAGCUUCGAUAAGUUUAUUGAGUUCAUCCGAGACGAUGCGGUUGCAUCGCUUAGCGAAUCUCAGAAGGAGUCGCUCAAAGAGGUCCUUGCCAAGAAACCGGAGAAGAAGUCGGCGUUGGAAAAUCUCGGCGCGAUCUUUGCUGAUCGAGAAGAAACCCAAUGGACGCUCGAUGAGCUGUCGCAGGCAGCGAGCGAUAGCUUGAAAGACCGAGAUUUUGAGAAUGGCCGCAAGAUGUUCGCCGCGUCGGGCUGCUAUGCCUGCCAUCGCUUCGGCAAUCAAGGCGGGAUGACCGGACCGGAUUUGACCUCCGCCGGCCGUCGCUAUUCGCCUCACGAUCUACUCGAUCAGGUGAUCAACCCCAGCAAAGUCAUCAACGACCAGUUUUCGGCCGUGUCGGUCAUCACCGACGAAGGUCUCGCUCACACCGGCGUGGUGGUCAACUUGAAUGGCGACGAGAUCACCUUGAACACCGACCUCACAGACCCCAACGAACGGGUGAGCAUCAAUCGCAAUUCGAUCGAGGAGCUGAUCGUUUCGAAAACCUCGCCGAUGCCUGAGGGACUGUUCAACCGCAUGACCAAGGACGAAAUCCUCGACCUGAUUGCCUACCUCAUCAGUGCCGGCGAAUGCGAUUUGCUGCCUUACCGCCUGAGCGCUAAAAUGGGGCCCACGGUGGUCAGCUGCUGCAAAGCCGUGGCUCAAUUGAGCCCAGGAAGACAGCGUCUGGCAGGCAAUGCCGAAAGUCGCUCGGGCUUGUGCCUGGUCGAAAGUUUGGAAGCGAGGCUCGUUCUCACCAGUAGCCCGGUCGAGUUACUCGAGCUUUCUGGCCCGAGCCUCACCGAGCACAUGGCGAUUGUCGCAGGCGAUCAGGAGUAUGUGUCGAACGAGCUUGUGGUCUCGUUUCGUUCCACCGAGGCCGUGACAAGCAUCGACGACAUUCUCGGCGUCGCGGAUCGGCCCGCAUUCUACGACGAGUUCUCGUUUAGCUCGAUCGAACAUCUCUUCUCACUGAACCAGGGAGAUUCCGGCGAGCUUUCGCUCUGGCACUUCUCUUGGACAAGCGAUCAAGACGCCGUCGAUUACCUCGAUGAAUUCGGAAGCCUCACCUCCGCCGAAUGGGCCGCGCCGAACUUCGUCUACGAGUCGGAAAUGGACUUCACGCCCGACGAUCCCGACGUCGGGAAUCAGUAUCACCACACCAUCAUGCAGAACUAUGCUGCGUGGGAUACGACCACAGGCAGUCCUAACAUCGUCGUGGCCGUGACCGAUAGCGGGUUCGACUGGGACCACCCCGACCUCGAUGACAACAUCUGGAGCAACACCGACGAGAUCGCAGGCAACGGGAUCGACGACGACAACAACGGCUAUAUCGACGACAUCCGUGGCUGGGAUUUCGUAAACAACGACAACAAUCCUGACGAGUCGUCCUCGUCGAGCCACGGAACCCAUGUAGCGGGCAUCAUCGGUGCCGAAAUCGACAAUGCCACCGGCGUUGCUGGAACGGCGGGUAAUGUCACCAUCAUGCCGCUACGCAUUGGCAGCGGGCCCACCUCGACUCGCUACGCCGGCGCGUUCACCUACGCCGCCGAUAACGGGGCCCAUAUCGCUAACACCAGUUUCAGUGUCGACAGUCGGGUUGGCGAUCCUGUCUAUCGAGCGGCCUUGCGCUACAUGUACGACACCGGAGUCUUGCACUUCAACUCGGCCGGUAACGAUGACGCGUUAAACCCGCUGCGGCAGAAUAUGCACGAAUCGCUUUUCGUCGCGAGCACAAACUCCGUGGAUGGAAGAAGCGGUUUCACCAAUUAUGGCAUCGGCAUCGACGUCUCCGCGCCCGGCUCGUCUGUUCUUUCGACCGUGCCGGAUGGCAACUAUGGAAAGAAGAGUGGAACCAGCAUGGCAGCCCCCAACGCUGCCGGUGUUGCCGCCCUGAUCUGGUCGGCCAACCCGACGUGGACGCGCGAUCAAGUUGCCGCUCAGCUUCUGGGCACCGCCGACAACAUCGAUGCGAUGAACCCCGGGUACGAAGGGCUCUUGGGUAGUGGGCGCGUCAAUUCGAAUCGGGCAUUGAACGAGGCACUGGCUCCCCCCGAAAUCGAAACAGUUGCCGAGCUUCCUGCGUCGGGCGGUGUGCUGACAGAAUCGAUCAGCACGCUUACGGUCGAGCUUGCCAACAUCUUCGACAAAACCUCGAUCGAAAACAUCAGCAACUGGGAAUUGCGCAGUGACGGGGCCGACAACAUCUUCGGCAAUGCCGACGAUUACAUCAUUCCCCUGACGCUACUCACCGAAUAUCUCAUCGGCACCAACGACCUCGAGUUCUCGCUUGGCGGCCCGCUCGCUCAGGAACACUAUCAAUUCCGGGCCUUUUCCGGUGGAUUGACCGACCCAUUCGGUACGGCACUCGAUGGCAACAGCGACGGUACUGCCGGCGACGACUUCGUUGUUGAGUUCACCGUAGCGGCCCCCGAUACCACGUGGGACCUGCAGGAGCCAUUUGGCAGCCUGGUCAGUUCGUUCGCGGCCAACGACUAUGUGCUCGCUGUGCCCACCGGCACUGAAUUCACGUCGUACCUCACCGGCGGCCAAACGCUAACGUUCCAGGCGACCCCGGCAUCUGGCUCGGCCACGCUCGCCGUAACUGUCGAGAACAGCGGAGGAGUGCUGGCCACCGCGACGGCCAGCGUGGCAGGCGGUUCGGUGUCGAUGCAGGACAUCGUCCUCCCUUCCACCGACGACUACACGAUUCGCGUAACUUCCGACUUAGAUACCGAUUUCGACCUCGAGGUGUUCCGCAACGCCACUGUCGAACUGGUCGAUUCGGCCGACGGCAGCGAACUGGCCAUCGACGGGUCCGGGCUCGAACUCGGUUCGGUACGCUUUGCGGCGGUUGGAACAACCGAGUCCGGUUCCGACGUCGACGAGUACACAGUGAACCUCGAAGCAGGUCCGGUUGACGUGAUCGUCGCGGGCAUCGACGGUACCGAUCUUUCCUCGGCCACAAUCGAGUUGAUCGGGACCGAUGGAACCUCGGUUCUCAUUGCAGCUAGCGAUCAGCCGCUUGGCGUGUCGGCUGAGAACUACGAUCAGGCGAUCCUCGGUUAUUCAAUUUCCUCCCCCGGCCAGUACACAAUCCGGAUCAGCUCUUCAGACACAGGUCGCUACGGGCUCGUCGUAACCGAAGGCAUCUCCUUCGACAGCGAGCCGAACGACACCAGCGAUCCGAUCCGCCAGCUCGACGACGCACUCUCAGCGAUGGGAUUCCUCAACGUAGUUCCGAUCGACGGCAACUAUGUCUUCAACAUCGAUAUGACGGAAAGCAGCUUGUCGCUCUCGGGUGACGUUUCAGGCGAGCCUCUGUUGGCACAGGCGCCCGGGAGCCUUAGCUCAGCGAUUAUCGGAACCGUCAGAGCCGGGCUGACGUCGUCGACCAUCUCCUUCAUCGGUGGUAGCAAUAUCGACGUGACGGAGACACCCGGACUAUUCAUGCCUGGCAAUGCACCGGCCGAUUUCGCCGCCCAGUUGCUCUUCAUUUCUGCGGCGGUACGCGACGUGGCGGCCGAUGUCACGAGCGGGCAGAAGGCGAUUUCAAGCAGCGGAGAAUUCUCGGUCGCGGGAAUGAACCUCGAGUUGACCAACGGAACGUUCGCCUACGAAGUGUCGGGUUUGAUUAACGACACGCUUUCGAUCGCGGGCUUCGGUGCUGUGAAUGAAAGCACAGACCCGGGCCUGAUCGAGGUGCUUCCCGGCCUGUUGCGUCUGACGGUACCCAUCGAGGCCACUGUCAUGCUCGAAGAGCCCACGCUGGGGCUCUUGGUGAAUGCCACGCUGACCGGAGUGGCUGUGGGAACCGUAUCGCUGCCAACCUCCCAAGACGCUUCUGACUUUUACACUUUGGAUCUUGUCGAGGGUCAAACCGUUACCAUCACCACCGAUACCCCGUUCGACACGGCGUCGGGCAGCAUUCUUGCGAACCUUGACCCGACACUGGCGAUUUACAAUCCGCUGGGUGGGCUCGUCGAUACCGACGACAAUUCGGCAACUGACGGACGAAACGCUUCGAUCACAUUCACCGCCACCAGCACCGGCACCUAUCGGAUCGACGUCGGAGCGGUCUCCGGAGCGGGCACCUAUGUGCUCGAUGUCGACGUUGCCCCGGCGGUGAACAUCUCGGGUCCAACCUCCGGCGUUCGGGGAGAGCUUCUUAGCUUCACGUUCACCGCUGCCGACGCAGGGCCCGCCGACGUUCCAAUAAUGUAUUCGAUCGAUUGGGACGGCGACGGCACCGUCGACGAGACGGCUAUUUCCAACAGCAGCAUUACCCGCCAGCACGCCUUCGCUACCGACGGGCCCGUUACCGUGAAGGCCACAGCCACUGAUAUCGAUGGACUGACCGGCGGCGAAAGCACACAUUCGUUCACGAUCGACGUCUGGCAACUUCGUGCCGACGACGACAACCCCAGCCUAACGAACCUCGUCUGGGGUGGGACCGCUGGCGACGACCACGUCGAAUUCGAACAAGUCGACCCGACAACCGUUCUCGUUCGCGUGCCCAUGCUCGACGGCGUAGCAACGAACGACACCGAAUCGAUCUCCGGCGUAACCGGCAAGGUCAUCGCCCUGGGUGGUCUUGGCAAUGAUCUGCUCGACGGACGACUCCUCAUAGGAACUGCCGUCCAAUUCAUCGGCGGCGACGGAAACGACACCCUGCACGGAACCGAGGGCAACGACGAACUCUUUGGCGAUAACGUCGGCGGAGGCUCCUCCGACAACGAUGAGAUCUUCGGCUACGGCGGCGAGGACAUGAUCCAAGGCGACGGCGCUGAAGGGGCCAGCGACCUCAUCUUCGGCGGCGACGGCAACGACACCAUCUACGCAGACGGUGCCGAAGGAGGUCUCGACGCCAAUGACACAAUCCUCGGAGGUGAAGGCGACGACCUCAUCUAUGCCGACGGAUCCGAAGGGGGUAGCGACCUCCUCAUCGGCGCCGCUGGGAACGACACCCUCUACGGUGGUUCGGGGGCCGAUCUUCUGAUUGGGGGCACAGGCAGCGACUCGCUCGUCGGCGAUACCGGCCAAGAUUUGCUCAUCGCCGGCGAUACCGAUCUCGAGUUCACCGAACUCCAAGGCAUCCACAGCGAAUGGUCUUCAGGCAAUUCCUUCACCGAUCGAGUAGAUAACGUCCUGGGCAACACAUCGGGUGGGCUGAACGGAACAACAUUCCUCAUCCCCGGCGACACCGUCCUCGAGGAUGACGCCGUCGACAGCGUCCUCGGCGGCAUCGACGAAGAUCUGCUCCUCUACGACUUCAGCGAAGAUCUCUCCGACCACCAAGUCGGCGAAGACCUCUCAGUCGACAUCGGCCCCUAG
This is a messenger RNA of Cladocopium goreaui, 7923 nucleotides long. The record is from the annotation of a GenBank genome assembly. NCBI's taxonomy places the organism in Eukaryota, Dinophyceae, Suessiales, Symbiodiniaceae.